Molecule: messenger RNA, 2368 nt
Organism: Diachasma alloeum
Lineage: Eukaryota; Metazoa; Arthropoda; Insecta; Hymenoptera; Braconidae
Gene: Xxylt
Product: xyloside xylosyltransferase 1
Exons: 2
Coding region: 142-1239 (365 amino acids)
Molecular function (GO): UDP-xylosyltransferase activity
Source: RefSeq, a predicted model, not a curated record
UAAAGAUGGCGCCCAGCCCACAAAUCAACAACUCCCUCACCUUCCCCCGAACACUAAUUCCCAAACAAAAAAUGCAGUGAAAAAUCGUGAACCCACCCACCGAGAGUGCAAUAUUGUGAUGUCGAAUGAUGAAGUAGUUAAAUGCGUUCAUCACGCCACAUCCUGGUGAAACUGACAGUUCUGGGGGUCGUGAUACUGCUCCUGUACUGCCUGCAGACGUCCAACGUCUGGACGAGCCACCUGGUGAGUCGGAAUGCUCCGCCGGAGGACCCCCAGACCUCCCCCCUGAGCAAAAUCCCCCAAAAUACAUCAGUGACAUCGCCACCCCCUGCCAAGUCCCCACAGCCCCCCAGGGACAGCUACUACAAUGUCUGGAGCAUCUUCACCAAGGUGACGACGAACUCCCCCAUGAGGCGGAAGUUCAGGAUCUUCACAGAGUCCUUGAUGAGGCACUCGACUGUUGACCUGACGUUUCACCUCAUCAGCGACGACGACAGCCAGGUGAUUGCGGACGAUGUCAUCAAGCUGAACUCCUUGAAGCUGAACAAAACCAUAAACGUGCAAUAUUACGAUGUGCACAAGCUGGCACAUCAGCUGGAGGACAUUGUCGAGGUCAUGUCCCCAAAGUUCAGUAGCAAACCAGGGACUUACUACUCUGAUGCACUGUUUUUUCUCUCCCUGGGGCUCCACAGGAUCGCCUCCCCACAGCAGAAGUUCGCUGUCAUGCUGGAUGUCGACACGAAACUCAGGAAGGAUGUGAAACUGCUGUUCAGGGAGUUUGAGGGGUUCGGGGACACUGCCCUUUUUGGACUCUCCCCGGAGCUGACACCUGUUUACAGACACGUUCUGUAUCUGUACAGGAGCAAGAACCCGGAGACUCGGUUCGGAGAGGCUUUUGGAGGUGGGGGGUAUCCUGGGUACAAUAGUGGAGUGGUGCUGUUUCAUCUUGAGAGGCUCAGGAACUCGCUGGAAUACGACCAGAUUGUCAGCGAGGACAUGGUGGAGCAUAUGACUGAGAAGUAUAGCUUUAAGGGCCAUUUGGGAGAUCAAGAUUUUUAUACUCUACUUGGCAUGGAGAGACCUGAAUUAAUCCAUACCGUCGAUUGCGGAUGGAACCGACAAUUGUGCACGUGGUGGAGAGAUCGUGGAUACGCUGACGUAUUCGAUAACUAUUCGAGAUGUGACUCAGAAGCGAAGAUAUGGCAUGGCAACUGCAACACGCCAAUUCCAGAGGACUAAGAACUCUUCAACUUCUCUCCUUCCAACUGUGAUUUUCAACGGCAAUAAAAAUGCUAUUUAAGAUUAGGAGUAGAGACUCGUAAUUUAAUAUUUAGGAAAGCUCAUUCUAUGGUUUAUUUACUCUCCAACUAACUUAUUGUACAUUAAUUCCAGUAUUCACGUAACUCUUAGUUGAGUUUCAACUUGUUGCCAUUGAUGGAUUGAGUCGGUGCUUCAGAAUCUUGUGCUAUUGAAAAUUUUAUAAAGUGGACAGAAUAGAGAAGAAUAGAAUUAAUUUAAAAAAUUAUUUUCUGACGAGAAAACAAAUUAUUUCCAAUCACUUUAAAAAUUAAUUCAAAUUAAGGAAAAAUUGACAUUGGAUUUCUUUAGAAAACCAAUUUCUCUGUUUAUGCUCUUGAUUUUCAACGGCAAUAAAAAUAUUUAAGAUUAUGUGUAGAGACUCAUAAUUUAAUAUUUGGAAAAGCUCAUUCUAUGGUUUAUUUACUCUCCAACUAACUUAUUGUACAUUAACUCCAGUAUUCAUGUGAUUCUUAGUUGAGUUUCGACUUGUUGCCAUUGACUUGAGUCGGUGCUUCAAAAUCUUGUGCUAUUGACAAUUUUAUGAAUUGAAUAGAAUAGAAAAGAAUAGCAUUCAUUCAAAAUUCUAUUUUCUGACAAAAAAACUCAAUUCUUUCAAAUUAAUCUAAAAAAACCAAAUUCAGCAAAAUUGACAAUAGAUUCCUCUAGAACUCCAAUUUCUUCAGAAUUUUUGUGCAUUUGAGCCCUUGUUUAUGCUUUUGACACAAUGACCACGAAAAAUAUCAAAGAAAAAUUCCUUUUUUUCUAUUUUUCAACAGCAAUUUAUCAGGGAUAAAGCAAUAAACCCCUGAUAAUUAAAAAGAAAUCAUAAUCAUGAAAGACGUGAUAAAGUUGAUCCAAUGUGCUGUAAAAAACGCGAAGACAAUGAAGAUAAAUCUUUUUUCCACCUGUUAAAACAUUAAAUGAACAAAAUAAACCAUAAAUAAUUAUCGAAUAAUUUUAAUACACAUUGAAACAAAUAAAUACAUAGAUUAUACACAUCCAUUGGACCCUAACUCGAUGUAAAUACGCUCGAAAGUAUUAAACUCAAUGAACAUUGGUGCUAACAGCA